Messenger RNA from Penicillium argentinense, 1458 nucleotides. Its product is annotated as Zn(II)2Cys6 transcription factor domain-containing protein. The transcript is spliced from 3 exons. Gene Ontology annotation, molecular function: zinc ion binding; DNA-binding transcription factor activity, RNA polymerase II-specific. Lineage: Eukaryota; Fungi; Ascomycota; Eurotiomycetes; Eurotiales; Aspergillaceae. Gene Ontology annotation, biological process: regulation of DNA-templated transcription. The record is from RefSeq and is a predicted model, not a curated record. Bases 1 to 1458 code for a protein of 485 amino acids.
AUGAGUCAGCGCGGAUGGGGGAUCGCCCACGCGGGGCGACGGGGGCUCUCCUUCCUGACCCAAGCUGAGCCGUCAUUGUGGUCUGUAUGUGAUGCAACGAAGCCGGAAUGCGUGCGCUGCCAAAAGAGAGGUAUUCCGUGUCCUGGGUACGAGAAAACCCGCAUCUUCAUCCACCAAAGUGAUAUCUCCAAGCGACCGACGCGCGAAAUCGUGCAUCCGCAGUCUAUCCGCCAUGCAAAACCUUCUCAAUUGACCCCCGUGGUGCAGACCGGUCCAGUGAUGCGUACCCAGCUCUACUCAUUCCUCCUGGGCGCGUAUUUCCCAACCAACAUCCGAGGCACAACAGACAUUGAGCGUGUUCAGUAUUUCUUCUUGAACUCUUCAAACAUGCUAGAGCGCCCCGGUGGCAAAAAAGACAAAUUUAUGAUUUCAGAAAAGGCUCUCUCGGCCAUGUCAUGCAUAUCCCUUGGUCGAAUGAACCGCGAUUACCGCAUGGCCCGUUAUGGCGUCCAGCUCCACAGCGCCACGAUGCAUCUCAUCUCAAAGCUAAUGAUCCAAGAUCCCUAUAACGAAGAUUAUAUUCGGGCAAUGGUCAUUUUGAAGAUCCUCGAGAUCUACGCCAUUACCGCAGUGAACUUCUCCAGGGAUGAAUUCGAAUAUCUGAUCGAGUCUGGAACUGGUCACCCCGUCGAUGGCUUAUUCGAAAUCUUUGUCGAUCUUGGAUCCCUCGUCACGGCCGUAGAACGAACUGACCACUCCGACCGAGCUCGAUGUCAGGAACUCCUGCAGAAUUGCCGGGCGUUGAAGAAAAGAAUACUGUCGUGGUAUUCUAACAAUCUUGAGCUGAUAGGAGGUCCCCCUCUCAUACGAGAUGAAUUCAACCAGCAAGCACUGCCGCUUGCCGCUCACCUAUUUGGCGAUGCCUACUCCUUUACCUCGCUUGAUAACGCGCGACUGCAUAUGUUUUUCUGGAAGGCACUGAUCAUCACGCAUUCGGUGAUUUAUCAAGCCGAAGUACUCGAUCUCGCUCACACCCACGAAUUCACGACUGAUCCCACCACCCAUCAAGAGUACCUUCUAGCUGGCUUUUAUGCCGACCAGUUCUGUCGAUCCAUACCAUAUUUUCUUCAGGGCCACGUGGAGCUCUGGGGCAUGGUCGCAGUGUUGGUAUCUAUGCCCCAUACGUUGAAAGUCUACAUCCAUCUACGAAACCGCGAGAAGUUCUCCUGGUGCCUGGAGUUCUGUUCUUUCCUGUCGAGCUUCGGAAUUGAAAUGGCAACAUACGUCAAAGAGGCAUGGCGGAGAACUUGGUUUCUCGCAGAGGAUCCGGCCAUCAACUCCAUGCUCAGUUUAUCACUGAGGUACGGCCUCUCUAAAGAGAUUCCAGUUUCUGCAGGAGGUACGCACGGAGAAGUGGUAGAGGUGGAAGAGGUACAGGGGCAGCAAAAUCAACUAUAG